Molecule: messenger RNA, 939 nt
Organism: Melozone crissalis (California towhee)
Lineage: Eukaryota; Metazoa; Chordata; Aves; Passeriformes; Passerellidae
Gene: MARCHF2
Product: membrane associated ring-CH-type finger 2
Exons: 5
Coding region: 89-829 (246 amino acids)
Biological process (GO): protein ubiquitination
Molecular function (GO): ubiquitin-protein transferase activity; zinc ion binding
Source: RefSeq, a predicted model, not a curated record
GCGGCGCGCGCCGCGCUGAGGGGCCGCGGGCGCCGGGAGCGCAGGUCUCCCGGGUGCCGGGCCCGGGACAGCGGGGCCCAGAGCUGCCAUGACGACAGGCGACUGCUGCCACCUCCCCGGCUCCCUGUGCGACUGCCCGGGCAGCGCUGCCCUGUCCAAGUCUGUGGAGGAGUCGGACAUGGGCCGCCCUCAGUACAUCACGCAGGUCACGGCCAAGGACGGCCGGCUCCUCUCCACCGUCAUCAAGGCGCUGGGCGCCCAGAGUGAUGGUCCCAUCUGUCGAAUCUGUCAUGAAGGUGGAAAUGGGGAGGGACUGCUUUCCCCAUGUGACUGCACAGGAACACUGGGCACCGUGCACAAGAGCUGCCUGGAAAAAUGGUUAUCCUCCUCCAACACAAGUUACUGUGAGCUCUGCCACACUGAAUUUGUUGUAGAAAGAAGACCAAGACCCUUGACAGAGUGGCUGAAGGACCCCGGGCCCCGCAAUGAGAAGAGGACGCUGUUCUGUGACAUGGUGUGUUUCCUGUUCAUCACUCCCCUGGCGGCCAUCUCGGGCUGGCUGUGCCUGCGCGGCGCCCAGGACCACCUGCAGUUCAACAGCCGCCUGGAGGCCAUCGGACUCAUAGCACUCACUAUAGCACUUUUCACCAUCUACGUCCUCUGGACACUGGUCUCGUUCCGCUACCACUGCCAGCUGUACUCGGAGUGGCGAAGGACCAACCAGAAAGUCCGGCUGAUGCUCCCGGCCUCGCGGAGCCCCCACCCCGUGCCCCACUCCCUGCUCUCCGCCAAGCUCAUGAAGAAGGCCGCGGAUGAGACCACGGUCUGAGCCGUGCCACGGGCGGCCACGGCGCAGGGUCGGGCAUCCCCACAGGCCCAGGGACCGUGGCAGCUGUGGGGGCACUGGAAAACAAUCAUCCCACCCAAAGGCACUCUGCC